This is a messenger RNA of Spinacia oleracea (spinach), 595 nucleotides long. RefSeq names its product egg cell-secreted protein 1.4-like. NCBI's taxonomy places the organism in Eukaryota, Viridiplantae, Streptophyta, Magnoliopsida, Caryophyllales, Amaranthaceae. The record is from RefSeq and is a predicted model, not a curated record. Gene Ontology annotation, biological process: double fertilization forming a zygote and endosperm. The transcript has a single exon. Bases 76 to 504 code for a protein of 142 amino acids.
CAUCAUUCACAUAAUCAACCUCACUAACAUCCUCUUCCCUUCAUCACUCUCACAUAAUCAAUUUCAUCGACCAUCAUGGGCAUCCAAAACGGUGUUUUUGUGCUCCUAACCAUAGUAUUAUUCCUGAUGUCAAAUGCUACAACAUCAGCAAGAGACUUCCCUCUUGCUACUGAUAACCCGAGAAUUUCAGACCUUGCAACAAGAUUACAAGUCAAGAUUAGCGGUACUAAUACUACUAAUACUACUACUAUUCCCGAUUGUUGGGGUUCCUUGUCAGAGCUUAGAACUUGCUCAAAUGAAAUCAUCGGCUUUUUCCUCAACGGAUACACUGACAUCGACACCCCAUGCUGCCAAGCCAUCGAAAUCAUAAUCCAGCAUUGUUGGCCUUCAAUGAUAGGUGUUCUUGGCUUUACAACUGAAGAAGGCAACUUGCUUGCUGCUUAUUGCAGUAACCUUUCCUCUACACCACCUGGGACUAAAACUACUGCUGGCACUCAUAUUUAGUCUCCCACUUCUUUCUAUAGUGGUUAUCUUUCGGCUUAGAGCUUUCUUUUCAGUUAAUCUACGCUACUUUGUUAUGAAUGUUUAAGUAUGA